This is a messenger RNA of Malaclemys terrapin pileata, 4225 nucleotides long. It is a transcript of the gene CTC1, whose product is annotated as CST telomere replication complex component 1. Bases 1 to 3918 code for a protein of 1305 amino acids. Gene Ontology annotation, cellular component: CST complex. The transcript has 24 exons. Gene Ontology annotation, molecular function: telomeric repeat DNA binding; single-stranded DNA binding. NCBI's taxonomy places the organism in Eukaryota, Metazoa, Chordata, Testudines, Emydidae. Gene Ontology annotation, biological process: telomere maintenance via telomere lengthening; positive regulation of DNA replication. The record is from RefSeq and is a predicted model, not a curated record.
AUGGAGACUCCUGGCCGGCCGGGCGGCAGCCGCGAUGUGUGCAUGGAGGAGCCUGGUGGGGCUGAGCAGCGGUGGUCGCGGGCGGCCCGGGCCUUCGUCCGCGAGACCCUCUGCCCUGCGGGGCCGGGCGGCGGCGGCCCUGAGCAGCUGGCGGACUCGGUGAUGCGGUGCCUACGGAGCACGUGGGGUGGGCGGAGCGGGGAGCUGCCGCUGGGCUACAGCUUCAUCUCCAUCUCUGACCUCCAGUGCCAACAACGCACACCCUGCUGUAGUCACAUGACCUGGAGCACCAGUGACUUCAAGAAAUGGGCUCACCAAGGUGAGGUCAUCUUGCCCAAACAGUGUGUUCUGCCACGGACUCACUUGAUCCUGAUUGGCUACCUGACGGAUGGAAGACAGCAGAAGGGGAAAGAGAAGCUAAUGGAUGGCAACCUGUAUGUGCAAGACAGCACUGGUUCAAUUCCCUGUGAGCUCCUGCAUUUUGAAUCUGAGUGGCUGGAGCUACUGUUUCUCUUCCCCAGCUGGGCAUACAUACCACAGACGAAUCAGGGCUCAGCUGGAUAUGUGGAAAUUCUGGCAGACCCAGUGCCAGUGGAUCCUCGACCAGAGAGAGUGGUUGACACCAUCCCUGUCUUGUACCCACCAACAGCUGCACAAUUGCUCAGCACGAGGGUUCCACGUCAGAAAAGAGCAAAGCUGAAUGUGGCAGGUGAGCUGGCCAGACUCAGCACCCUCCUGUGCAUCCACCACAAGACGUUUUUUUUCCUCUUUCUGAAGUGCUUCACCUCUGCUGCUUGUGUCCCAGUGCUGGUGCAGAAACCUCCCCAGCUAGCUUGGCACCACAUGCUCCAGUUGGGCCAUGGCUAUGUGCUGACAGCAUUGAGUGUGUCCAGCCUGAAGGCAUCGGGGCACAAGGUACUCGUCACCAGCUUCUCCUCCUGCCUCCUGCCCUACUGUGCAGAGCAGGUGAAGGAGCAGCCUCUGGAAAUUGUCUGGCAGGGAGGACCAAUUCAGCCAGUUUCCCCUGAGGCCGCUGUGCACCUCCCCCUGGAGCUGACAGAUGAGAAGUUGCCAGUGCCAGCUAAAGAGUCCAAGAUCCUGUCAUACAUGGGGAUCAUCACCCGAGUACUAAACGCCCAGGCUGGCCUCUAUGAGCUUGAUAACAAGAUCUGUCUGUGCCUUGCUUACCAGCAGCUGUUGAACUCUGCCCGUGGACUCCGACCAGGAGCAUGCGUGGAGCUCCGAGACGUCCACCUCUUGCAGAAGCCCCUGGCUUCUUUCCCCUUUGCUGUUGUCCUUGGUGCCUGUCUGCACAGCAUUGUCCUUCUCAAGGGUUUCUCAAGGCUCAGCACCUUCCACCAGCCUGUAGCCUCCUCUAGAAAUCUCUACAUGCAACUGCUCUUCCAGUAUAACCUAGGCCUGCCACUCUAUCUGUGGCUGGUGAGCCUGUUGGAGAUGCUGGAGCAAAGGUUUUGCUGUUUCGUUGGGUGCCGGCGGCUGUUCAUCCGCUCUGUGCCUCAAGGCCCUGGAGUAGCCGAGAAGUUUCUUGUCCCCAUUCUGAACGCUGUGGUGCCUUCUAAGGCGCGAGUGAGAGAUGUUCAUCAUGAGAUCCUAGCAGAAAUGCACCAUUGUCCCCUGCAGCAGUAUCAGCCCCUGGAGCCCCCAUGCCAGGCCCCACCUCUUUCUCUGCUGCGCUCUGUGGCUGAGCAAAGAAGCAAGGAAGCCUUUAAUCCAUCGCAGCUGCUGUCCCCCUUGGAGGCUCAGCACAUGGGCACCCAAGAGCUGAAUCGCAGACUGGCUUGGUCCUAUGAUACAUUCUCAGCAAAGAGCUUCCAACCCCGAAUGGUGUUGCUGGGGGUGUUGAGAGCUUCCUGCAGCAGCGGCUCCCUUCAGCUGCGGGACAAGAGUGCUUCGAUCCCCUGUGUGAUCUCCCGCAGGGAUGGGAGCCCCUUCGCUGACACGGCUCUCAUAGGGUCCCUUUUGCAGGUGGAAACCUACCAGCUUGUGGUGGAGCGAUUCCUUCAAAGUGACUUUCCCUCCUGGGAGCAGCUGUGGACCCUGGAACAUGUGAGGGGCAGAGAAACAAGGCUGUAUGUGCAAUUCUGCUUUGAAGAUGUGCAGAUUCUUCAUACGCCUGAGGUGCAAGUCCAAGAGGGUCCCACAAGCAGUGACAGUCCCUCGUUGGGGAAAAAGGAUGUUCGCAGCUCAAAGGUUGAGCUGGGAUCUCCAGAGGCAAAGCUGCCAAAGUUGGAGGGGACCAGCCCAGGAGCUGGCUCUGAAGAGGGCUGUGAUAGAGGCCAGAGCAGUGCCAGAGAAACCAGCUGCAUGUCUCGUCUAUUCCUGGUCACCCAGAAAGAGGGGCUUAUGUCACGCAACUACCUGCCGGCUGCAGAAGGAGAUGGAGAGGGGCAGGAGUUGCAGCUCAGCUUCCAGGCCACCAUACUCUGGGUGGACAAACCUCAGCUCUGGGGGCAUCCCAGGGAAAUUGGGAACCUGCCAGAGCUGGAGCAGACCAACCAUCAGAGAGAGGACAGCGAGGCCCAGCAGAGGGUGCUGCUGCUCUUUAUGGGGAGAUCACUUCGAUGGUUCCCAUUCCUGCACCCGGAUGGGCUGUACCGGCUUAUUGUGCCCCAGUGUUUGGACUUUGGGGUGUUUGAGCGGCCCUGUCUCUCGCCGUUGCAAGGGAGGCUUCUGAACCCGUCGGGCUGCUCCUCGUGCCUGCUAGUUUCAGCUACCUGGCACCUACAGCAUGAGACCUGGAUCUCCUGCCUGGCUCAGCCCCAGGUGAUUCCAGGUUCAGAGCGGGCAGGAAUGGGGCAGACAGUCUUCUCCAUUCCAGAGCUACUAAGCAGCAGUUUCACAGGCUCCCUUGUCUCUUUCUCUGGUGAGAUAGUGGAGCGGACCUUGUGUGCUUCCCCUGGGAAUGAAAAGCUCUCUGCGCCCUGCAGCAAGCGGCGGCAGAAAGGGACCCUCCUGCCCUGGGAUCACAGUGUGAAGCUGAGUGUCUCAGCUGCACUUGGCUCCUCUGUUGUGCUGGAUGUUUACAUAGCAGUUGCCUACCUUCAGCAUCUCUGGGGUUUGCUGCCUGGGGCCAAGAUUCUCUUCCAGAACCUGCAGCGCAAAAUCUCCAGGUUCCAUAAUGUUUAUUGCACGUACAUUGCCUCCAGCUGUAUCAGCAUCCUGGCUCUGCCACCCCCCUGCUUGCUCCUUUCCUCCAAUCCUGCAGGUAUAGCCUCCAAGUCUCCUGCAGCCACAUCCCCCUCGCUGGUGUUUCUGUCCAAGCUGCUGCUUCAGCCUCACAGCCUGUCCCAGGGCCAGAUCCUCUGCCACUUAUCCUGUGUCCUGGCUUUGUCCCUGCAAUGGAUCUGCUCCGUCUGCAGCAGCAUCUUCAGAGAGGGGAGGUGCAGCCGACACAGCCCAUCCUGCCCGUCACAAACAGGAGUGAGUCAAGCCAGCGCCAAGAUCCUGGUGGAGGAUGGAACAGGUGAGGCUCUGGUGCUGUGCAAGAACCAGCAGGUGGCUGCAGUGUUAGGCCUGAGCCCUGUGGAGUGGAAAGCUGUGCAGAGCAAUGUGCAGAGAAGGGGCAGCAUUUUCAUUCAGCAUGGAGGAGCCAAUGCCAGACCUGGGUGUGUGGAGGAGCCUGAAGACCUUGUCACCUGCUACCUGAAGAGCCUGUGUAGGAGCCAUGCCAUCUGCCGGCCCAUCCUGCUGGCUUUCAGCCUCAACAGGAAGUCGUCAAAGAUUUCCCAGCCAGAUUCACUGCAGCUGAGAAGGUUUCUGUGUGGUGAGAUGGAGUUUGUGUCCCGAGUGGGAGCUCGACUGAGCCUGACGUGCCUGAACAUCCAGGAGGCAGAUCCCAAAGUCUUGUGCGGUCUGAGCAGCAAGAGGAUCAAAACAUCGAUCGGUCACUCAGCUUGAGGCCUGGUCUCUCACCUCUGUCCAUAGGGAAGGAAUGAGAGAGCCCUGGCUGAGUCUACAGGCUGUGGGCUGCGACUGGAGUGUUUGUUGUUAGGGCUUUGGGGUCAGUGACUGAGGGAUGGAAUUGAUUGAGUGUUUCUUGAGGGAGGUCAUUCUGAGACUCUUGAUGCGGCCAAUUGAGGGCUAAAAAUCUGGGAGUGACCUGUGCUCAUCCCAACUUAGCACUCAGCUGUGGGCUGGACACAAUACAGUUUGUGUGUAUUUUACAGUAUAAUAUCUAAUGUAAAUAAAAGUAUUUUUAACAACA